Messenger RNA from Suillus discolor, 577 nucleotides. RefSeq lists its product as uncharacterized. NCBI's taxonomy places the organism in Eukaryota, Fungi, Basidiomycota, Agaricomycetes, Boletales, Suillaceae. The record is from RefSeq and is a predicted model, not a curated record. The transcript has 3 exons. Bases 98 to 331 code for a protein of 77 amino acids.
UCGGGAGUUCGCGCAAUUUACGUGACAAUACCGGGAGUCGUUUUCACCUGCUUCCACGCUCUCGAAUUUUAUCGUUGCAGUCCCCAGGUCGGGCAAGAUGAUGAUAACAGACGUCCUGCACCGCACUUUCGUCAGUGGACUGGCUGCACUAAGCGUGUAUGGAAUAUUCAUGGGCUAUGCCGUGCACCGCGAAACACUAGCGAAAGGGAGAGAGUACAUGGCAUUGAAAGAAGCCGAAGCAAAGCAGCGCGAACAGACGAGUGUCGAAGAGGAGGCGAAAGAACUUGCGUUAGCAGAGGCUGCCCAGGCUGUUUUCCGCAAAGGGUCGUGACAUGACUGCACACUGACCUUCUACUACAUCUUUGGUUCAAGGAUAAUCAUGCAGUCUCAUAGGACUGCAUACCAUAGAUGCCGUAGUUCAUCUUGGGCUCGCUCCGCGUAAUGUUCCUGUAACUGCCAACAAGCUGUCCAUGCCCACCAUUUAAUUGUCUCGUGAAUUGAUUAACAAGGUCAUUUCUCUUCUGCUUUAGUCGCUCAAAUAGAGACUAUGACUGAGCUCGACUCGUAUAGCAAACGG